AUGUCGGCUCAAGUACUUGAUGUUGCUUCGAAAUAUUCACUCUACAGCGGUUCUAUUAUAUGUUCAUUAGGCAUUGUCCGUAAUGUAAUAAAUAUUCUUGUUUUUACUCAACUAAAACUUUUUCGGAACAAUCGAUGUGCUUUUUAUUUAACUGUGGAAUCUAUUUCCAACAUUUUUUAUCUCCUCUACUCAAUUACUAUAACUAUUUUAAUAUCAAUAUAUGGAGAUGAUGGGACAGGACGGUUUCUUAUCUGGUGUAAACUUAGAUAUAUCAUUGCUCAAACAUUUGCUCUCACUACAUUUACUAUGAUAUGUUGUACUACUGCUGAUGAAUAUUUUUCAACGAAUUAUCUUUAUAAUCUAAGAUAUAUGUGUACACUGAAAUUAGCUCGAUAUCUUGCAUUUGUGUUUAUUUGUAUUUGGAUCAUUCACAGUGUUAUACUUGGUCUCUUUUUCAAUCUUGUACCAUCUAUUGGAUGUGCUAUAUCAAAUCAAAUCUAUUUACGAUAUACAACAUACUUUACAUAUCCAGUUUUGACUGGUCUCUUACCAAUUGCAAUUUCAUUAUUGUUCAGUCUAUUGGCUUAUCAGAAUGUUCGUCGAAUAGUUCGUCGACAAUUACCUAUUGUUCGUCGUCGAUUAGAUCGACAAAUAACUGCAAUGUGUUUUAUACGUGGCAUAGCGUAUGGUUGUCUGGCAACACCUUAUGUUAGUUAUCGAGUCUAUGCUCUUAGUUAUCCUAUUUCACGAAGUGAACCAUUACAAUUUGCAAUCGGGCAACUAAUUCAAGAUAUUUUUACCUCUCUUGCUUCUUUAAACUUUGCGAUCAGUUUUUAUCUUUUUAUUAUAUCAUCAUCACAUUUUCGUCGUCAACCAGUUAAAUCUAUACGUGAAACAGUACGUAAUAUUACAACAGAUUUAACAUUAGAAGGUAUGAGACAUAUAGAUUAUACCAUUGAGAUGGAAGCAAAAUCUAUAUCACGUCCAACAAGUUUAUAUACAACUGAUACAUAUGAUAUUACAAAGAUUGGUAACGUCUGGUUCUUACAAAACUCGGCAAAUAAACAGUGCAUAUUAGAUAAAUGUGCUGUAUGUGUCUGUGUUGUAAAUGAAGAUUUGUGUCUCUUUUGUGAACUAAAAUAUCGAUUAGGUAAUAGAAAAAAUAUCUAA
This is a messenger RNA of Adineta steineri, 1170 nucleotides long. The record is from the annotation of a GenBank genome assembly. Lineage: Eukaryota; Metazoa; Rotifera; Eurotatoria; Adinetida; Adinetidae.